This is a messenger RNA of Octopus bimaculoides (California two-spot octopus), 5157 nucleotides long. Its product is annotated as protocadherin beta-2. NCBI's taxonomy places the organism in Eukaryota, Metazoa, Mollusca, Cephalopoda, Octopoda, Octopodidae. Gene Ontology annotation, molecular function: calcium ion binding. The record is from RefSeq and is a predicted model, not a curated record. Gene Ontology annotation, biological process: homophilic cell-cell adhesion. Gene Ontology annotation, cellular component: plasma membrane.
UGAACAUAUUUGAUCCUUCACUUCCUUGAUGAAGGGCAAAGAACAUCAUUUAUUAUAAUUCCAUCACGUCUAAAACACUUUACAGGAAUAUUUUACAAACCCUUAGCAUUUGACCAAUACAUUAUUUCGUCAACCCCAGGAAAAAUGAAAGGCAAAAUUGAUACCAGCAGGAUUAGCUUUCAGACCAAAAGGACUUGUAACUAAACACUGUAGACAUGUUACCUAAUAUUUUAAGGAUUUUGCCUCACCACUGCCAUCAUGUUUGCCAGGAAGUGCUACAAAUAAAUAAGCUGUCUUUAAGCUAAAGAACAUUCCAAGCCUUCAUGAAUUGUGGUUUGUACAGCCUUUCUUUUAAAAAGGACAUGUUGAUGUAUUACAUAGGAACAUCAAGAUGCAAAAGCAAGUAUUUCUAAUCCUCUCAGCUGUAUGCACAACAUUGUGCAUUGAUCUUAUCUACCAUGUUAAGGAGACGAAUAAUCCAAUUACGUAUCUGGGAGAUGUAGCCACUGAUAUCCAGUCUGUAAAGGGAAUCCUUUCAAACAGGCACAAAUUGAUUUGGUUUAGCCAAUUACAACAGGGUGGUAAUGCAAAUUCCCAUCUGUUCAAUGUCACCCAAACAGGUAAACUUUAUGCCAUUCAACCUUUGGAUGCAGAAAUUCUUUGUGAAUAUGAUAAAGAAUGUUCUAGAAUAAUUGUUGUUGCAGUGAGGUUCCAACAAUCAUUUAUUAAGAUAUUAGAAAUAAAAGUUAUAAUAAGUGAUGUGAAUGAUCAUAAGCCUGAGUUCCUAAAGGACCAAAUUUUACUUCAGUUCUCUGAAGGUGAUGGGAAAGGCAUCACUAAACACAUACCCAAUGCAGUGGACAAAGAUGUGGGUACUUUGAACUCUCAGAUUAAUUACAAACUUCUAAAACAUGAAGGUGAUCCAUUUGAACUCACAGUUUCUGAAAAUGUAGAUAGCACAUCAACUCUUGGUAUAAAACUGAAAGAAAGAAUUGAUCGAGAGAAAAAUGAUUCAUAUAAAAUUCAAAUUAUUGCAGAAGAUAGUGGAUUUCCAUCACAGAAAAGCCAGUUAGAAAUUUUGAUAACAGUGGAAGAUAUUAAUGACAAUGUCCCAUCUUUUGUUCACAAUGUAUACAAUAUAACUGUUAUAUAUAAGCAUCAGUGGAGCAAACCAAUAGCCACAUUGUCAGCUAUUGAUCAAGAUUCUGGAGACAAUGGGAAAAUUUCCUACCACUUCAGUACAAAAACUUCAAUGAUAAAUAGAUCUUUUUUUCAAUUGAAUGAAAAAACAGGUCAACUUUUCUUCACAGAAAAUUUCAAUUCUAAAUUGAACCAGUCAUGCAAGCUUUUCAUCAAAGCUACAGAUCAAGGUAACCCACCUCUUAGUUCCAUAGCACUGAUGCUGGUAAACAUUAUAAACCAACAAAACAAGGCGCCAAAAAUAGAUAUAAAUUUCAUCUCAAAAGAAAAGGAAGAAAAGGUAUAUAUUUCUGAAGCGAUUGAAAUUGGAAGCUUUAUUGCAUUUGUUAAAAUUACAGAUGAUGAUGCUGGUAAAAAUGGAGAAGUUUAUUGUAAUCUCAGAGCUAAGAAAUUUGAACUUGUGAGUUUAGGUUCAAAUAAAUAUAAAGUGAUUAUCAAAGAAGCAAUAGAUCGAGAACUGGAAGUCAGUGUCAAUUUCACCAUUUCUUGUAGAGAUCAUGGAACGCCUCCUUUAGAGACAAACAAGUCAGUUAUUAUAGAACUAGAAGACAUCAAUGAUGUGAGACCACAAUUUUCUAAAGAUGAAUUUAAAUUUUCCGUGCAUGAAAAUCAGAAGCCAAAUUUCCCCAUUGGACUUGUCAGUGCAAAUGACUUAGAUUUAGGCCCAGGAGGGCAAUUGUCCUAUUUCUUGAUAUCAAAGAAGGGAGUACGUCUGCCUUUUGAAAUUUCUGACUUUGGUUUUAUUUCAACGACAGAUGCUUUAGACCGAGAAGAAGAAGAAGAAUAUAAUUUUCAAAUACUUGUGAAAGAUAAUGGGAUUCCAUUUCUCAAUAAUACUGUAAAUACAACUGUAACUGUCUUGGACCAAAAUGACAAUACUCCUUACUUUAUUUUCCCCCGUCACUCCAAUUUUAUUAUGGACGUUUAUUUUUACUCUUGGGGAUCCAGAAACAUAACUGUUCUCAGAGCUGUGGAUGAUGAUAUUAACAUUAAUGCCUUUCUUCAAUAUGAAAUAUCAGCAGGUAAUCAGAAGAAUUUAUUUCAGCUUGACAAAUACUCUGGUGUGCUCUCUUUUACACGACAACUAUUCCAGAAAGAUGCUGGAUUGUAUCACCUUCAAAUCAUUGCUAAAGACAGUGGCUCACCUAUUUUAUCCACAUCGACUAAUUUAUCUUUAAAAGUGACUGUUAGUAAUGCUACCUCUUCAUUUUCAAGCAAGUUUCUACAGCAAGAGCCCCAUAGUGUACGCAUCUAUCUUGUACUAAUUGUGAUAUUUGUGGCUCUUGCGCUCUCAGUGAGUAUGGUCGUAAUUACAGCACUUUGUGUUGUACGAACUAACCAACAAAAAAACUUUCUGUGUUAUCAGAGGAAAAAUGCCUCAUCACAGUCACUUAAAGGGGUGAAGCAACAGGAACAUUUAUACCAACCUGCAGCAAAUGAUUCAUAUUCACAGGAUUUUAAUUCAAAACAAGAAUCUUGCAAGCAGCAUGAGUUAGCCUACAGCUGGAAAGGUUCCACUCCCAGAAUACAUAGUGAGAUGCAAACAGAAUGGAAACAUCAAAACUUCCUUGAUGAUAUGGUCAUAAUAUAUGAUGGGCCAAGAAUACAAAGUUCUUUUAAGCCAGAAUUUCUUGGAAAUUACAAUGAAAUGUCAGAGGUAUCCUCCUGUAAUUACACUGGACAUGGCUGGACUGAAGCAGAUGCUAAUCACUAUGAAGAACUUCUUGAUAUUUAUGCGUUUCCCAUCAAACACCAGAAUAGAAAAACAUCUUGCAAAUCUUUGAGUAAAUCAAUUGAGAAUCAAAAUUUUAUGUACAGAGAAACAAAUGACAACAUGGAAUAUGGUAGCAGUUCUAAUUUGUCUUCAAAGCCAAUAUCUGGUUCAAUGUUUUGCACUAAGCCCCUACCUGAAAUACCACAGAAAAUGUUUCCAUCAACUUCCCUCAAUGUGUAACCGAUAUAAAGUAAAAACCUGAUAUGUUCCUCAUUUGGCAGAACAAAAAAAAAAAAAAAAAUCUGAGAGAUAUUUUUAUGAAGUGUAUACUUUUCAAAAAUAGUUUAACUUCAUAAAAAAUGUUGUUUCCUUCACAUAUAUUUACUUAUUUGCUAGUAAAUAUGAUAACCUAAGACAGAAUAAAAUAAAUCAGAAGAUAAAUUAAAAAUGCAAAGCAGGAUAAUGAAAUAAAAUAACGUGUGAAUAAAGUAGAUUUAAUUUCGGUCAGUUGUCAUAUUGUCAUUCUUAGAUGGUAGACUUAAUCUAUAGCUUGACUUCACAUCAAAACCUUGUGCAACUUUAGUAGCAGAGUCUUUCUUCUCUGUUUUUCCCAGUAACAGAAGAUCUGGAAAGGGUUCAUGUAUACUUCACCUCCUUCUCUGACUAAACUAUUGGAAAAAUAAUUCAAACUUAGUCUUUUUAAAGUAAAAUCUAAAUCCCAAAAGGAAGUUUGGCUAGUGACAGGACUACUGGGCUUUCGUUCAAAAGGUCUGUAGGGCAUGUUGUGUUCUUGGAUAAGGCCCUUCACUUCGUGUAUUUGCAAUCUCCUCAGUCACCAAAAUGAAUAUUAAGACUGACAGAUUCUGGUCAGUAUUAAUGAGUGUGUAGAAUUAUCAAAAGUUUUCGGUCAUGAAGAGCAAUAUGUCCAGUAGUGGACUACUAUAUUCUAUUUUUGCCAUUUCUUUUCUUUUUUUUACCAAAAUAUCAAGAAAUGAUUGACGAUCUGUGUUGACAAUAGUUAGCCUGUAUCAUUUAACUUUUACUUGUUUCAGUCAUUGGACUGCAGUCAUGUUGGGGCAUAAAGAAUAGUGCAGAAGAGUUUGAGAAACUCAGUUUUAGUAAGGAGUGAAAAUACCAGCCCUCUCUCUCUCUCCCUCUCACUUUCUGUUGCUUACUUUUUACAUUGCUCUCAGAAGAAAGGCAAAAAGUCUGAAAUGACAGAUUUUUUUCACUCCUCACUGCAAAUAUACUUGCUUCCAGGGUCUCUCCUAUUUGUUAACUCACUGGAACAGUAGAAUUCACCAAAACUAGUGAAAGCAGUCUGAAUUGACAAAUAUGGUAAAUACAAAAAGUUCACAAAUUGGAAUAAAUUAUUUGGCUGUGAGGAAGAAGAAAAGUUUAAUGAUUCAGGUAGAAUCCUAUUUAUCCUAUUUACUCUGGUAUGUAAAGUAAUUUUCCUGAAAUUGGUUUCCUCUAGUAAAAUAUUUACCAAAGUAGAUUGACUUUCUUCUUUUGUAGCUACUCAGGUGGGAAUGACCACAUAGCCAUUAGACUCCUACUUAUAUCAAUGUUUCUUUUUUUUUUUUUUAGUUAGAUUGGAUUAUGGUUGUUGAUUUGUUUUGUAUUUGCCCAUAACUAAAAACAUUAUUUUGUUGUUGUUCUUAAUUUGUAUGUAUGUAUGUAUUUAUACAUACAUAUAUACAUACACACACAUACAGUUUUUUUUUUCUGUUCGAUUUAUGUAGUAAGUACCUCUCUUUUCAAAGUCUUUUCAUAUGAAAACUGACUCCCUCUCUCCCUGUCUCUCUCUUCCUAUCCCUCUUUCUUGCUCUCUCUCUAUCUAUCUCUUCUCUAUCUCCCUCUCUAUCUAUCUCUUCUCUUUAUCUCUCUCUUUCCAUGUCUCUCUCAGUCUCUCAGCUAUUAAAUCAAGCAAAUGUUUCUCAUGAGAUUACAGAGCUUAUUUAUUACAGGUCGAUGCUCACAAUAUAUCAGAUUAGUAUAUAGAUAUUAUCUUUAAAAAGUCACUUAUUGAAAUGAUGCUUAACUCUCUUACAAUUAUAUCUUUAAAUAUAUGUAGGAUACUGCAAAUUCUAGAUAUCAUCAAGCUGCAAAGGUUGAUAAAAUAUUCUGCUAGAAAACAGAGACCCUUAAACAGGCUAGUCUGAUUUUCCUAGAAUUCUUUUGGUCUAGAAUGAUCUGAUCUUCUAAAUUAAUAUCAUGAACUUAGAAAUUCUCAUGAAACA